Molecule: messenger RNA, 735 nt
Organism: Pollicipes pollicipes
Lineage: Eukaryota; Metazoa; Arthropoda; Thecostraca; Pollicipedomorpha; Pollicipedidae
Product: acid-sensing ion channel 3-like
Exons: 2
Coding region: 1-735 (244 amino acids)
Biological process (GO): sodium ion transport
Cellular component (GO): membrane
Molecular function (GO): sodium channel activity
Source: RefSeq, a predicted model, not a curated record
AUGCCCACCGACACUGUGAGUCGCAUCUUCGCGCUGAACACCCCCGAGGCGCGUGACUUCAUCACCCCACCCACCUCCGACUUGGCGGCCGGGCGGCAGGCGCUGGAGCUGUACGUGCAUGGCCCCGACGCCGGCCCUGGCGACCAGUUCUACGUGCUGAUGCCGACGUGGGACGUCCAGCUGACGGUGACGACGCGGCGGGUGGUCUCCUUCAGCCGGCCUGGCGCGGAGUGCCGGCCCGACCCCGACUACAGCACCUACUGGUGCAGCCAGCGCUGCAUCAAUGGUCGGGCUGCCAACCGGUCUGGUUGCCAGCCCUGGGGACAGGUGGCGGACUCGCCGGCGCCGUUCUGCGCGCGCUCCUCCGAGCUGCACCAGUUCUACGUGGACUGGCUGCAGGCCGUAACGGAGCCGUGCCGGCACUGUCCGAAGCAGUGCGCUGUGACGGAGCACGACAUCUUCGUCAACGAGCAGUCGGCGUCGCGGAUGCCGCGCUACCCGCAGCGAAACAUCCGGCUCAAGAUCCGCAUCGCCAACCGCAUGGAGGUGGUGGAGGAGCAGCUGGCCUACACCGCGUCCGACCUGCUGGCCGACAUCGGCGGCAACAUCGGCCUCCUGCUCGGCUACUCCGGCUUCGCGGUGAUCGAUCUGGCCUGCCGCCUGGUGGACUGGAUGAGCGCGCGGCCGUCUGCGCGCGCCCACACCGUCAGCAAGGUGGCGUUCGUCGAGCAGUAG